AACAACACUCUAAAAACGAUCAAAGAAGAACCAGCGGAGAAACCAGAGACAGGUCCUGGAAUUAAUGAAAAAAAUCUGCCAGAUUCACACAGAGAGUCCAGUGAACCUGCAGAGGCCAAAGGACGUGCGUCUCAUCCUGCUGGGUUUACCUGGAGCUGGGAAGAGCUCGUCUGGAAACACCAUCCUGGGCUCGGAGCAGUUUCGAACGGGCUGUGACUUUCUCAGUGUGAGCAGGGAAGUGGUCAGUAAACAUGCAGAGGUCAGGGGGAGAAGAGUCACUGUGGUGGACACUCCGGGCUUUGGGGCUGAAGGUUUCACUCCGGAGCAGCAGUUUGAGCAGCUCAGAGACGCCAUGAUAGAAUGUGCACCAGGUCCUCACGCCUUCGUCCUGGUGAUAAAGAUCGGCAGGAUUUCUGAGGUGGACUGUAAACUGCUGCAGCUUUUGUCUGAAGUGUUUGACACGGACCUGAAGUACGUCACUCUGCUGUUCACUCAUAAAGACAGACUGAAGGGGCGGAGCUUACAGCGGCUCAUCGAGACCACGCCCCCUCUGAAGGAACUGCUGCAGAAAUGUGGAGGCAGAUACAACGUCUUCAACAAUGAACAAAGAGCCGACGUGCGACAGGUGCAGAGACUCUUACACACUGUGGACCUGAUGCACCAGGAGAACAGACGACACUACACCCUGGACAUGCUGGCAGAAAAACACGCCCUCGCCCUGAGUCUCAGCCACAGUGGAAAGUCCAGUAUAGGACAGGAAGUGAUGGAGUUUUUUUCAAAUGUAUGGGAGGCUAUUAAACAAUUUUUCAUACAGAUCUUUGAGUGUAUUCAAGCAUGGCUUAAAAGGAAGGGUAUAGUGGGCAACAUGGAAUAUAAAAAAAUGAAAAAUAACUAAAUAAAUAAAAUAAAAUAGCUACAACUUAAAUGUCAUGGGAGGGGGUGGGGGGUCGCGUUCUCCCACUUAAAAAAAUCCCACUACACCACUGCUUAAAACUGUUACUAUAUUAGUAAUUGAAAAAACGCUUUCUAAGAUAUGCAAACUAUUAAAAAAAACAUGCCACAUGAAGAGAUUUGAUGACUCGGACAGAACAAAUUUGUCAGCUUUGUGAAUUUAUUGAACAAACCAGUUGUAAAUAUUCUUUAUGCUACAUGUCCUGCUGUGUAGUGGUGUCUUUUUCCUUUCAUCUUGUUCCAAUGUGCUUCUUGCUAUCUACACAACAAAUCGCUCAUAUAACUAUAAAUAUAAUUUGCAGCUAAGCAGGUCAGCAGCUAUAAUGAGAGUACUUUUGUUCCCACAGCCCCAGUCCUAAACUCAGACAUAAUUUUAAAACCAGAGCCGAACCAGAACCAGAACCCUACAACAUGUCAGAACACAGAGCCGACACUGAUACUGACAGAGUUUAUUUAGAAUCUACCAUUGUCUCAAAAACUGUUUUACUGUUUUAUGGUUGUGUGCUGUGAGAGGAUUGAAGAGAAAUGAUCCCAAUGCUUUUAAUCGACACUGUUCAUAUGUUUAAUGAUGCUUAGAAAAGUGGAUUGUAGAAAAUAAAAUCAAAAACUAAAGUUAAA
Molecule: messenger RNA, 1569 nt
Organism: Boleophthalmus pectinirostris (great blue-spotted mudskipper)
Lineage: Eukaryota; Metazoa; Chordata; Actinopteri; Gobiiformes; Gobiidae
Product: GTPase IMAP family member 9-like
Exons: 2
Coding region: 65-895 (276 amino acids)
Molecular function (GO): GTP binding
Source: RefSeq, a predicted model, not a curated record